GGAGGGGGGGGCCGGAGGGGCGGGCGGAGGAGGCCUCGCGGUCCUGAGCUACCCGGGAGUUUCUACUGGAGGCAAAAGUCCACAGCGGGAGGGCUGAGGGAGGGGCGAACGAACGGGGCCGUUUGAGGGCACUGGGAGCUAGGGCCACUACGCCGGGAAGCCGGGGAUACUCCCGAGCACCGGCGCGGAGGCUGGGGGCGGGGGCGCGGUGGGAGGAGGAGUAGCAGAAGACAAAAGCCGAAAGCGAAGGGGGCCCGGGCGGCACACACCGACCGGGAGGGGGCCGUCUGCAGCGAGCAGCAGCGCGGGGCGGCCGCAGUGCACAGGGCAUCCCGGUCGGCGGGCAGCAUGGGGAAGGGGGGGAACCAGGGCGAGGGGGCCACCGAGCGCGAGGCGCCGAUGCCCACCUUCAGCUGGGAGGAGAUUCAGAAACACAACCUGCGCACCGACAAGUGGCUUGUCAUCGACCGUAAGGUUUACAACAUCACCACAUGGUCCAGCCGGCACCCGGGGGGCCACCGGGUCAUCGGGCACUACGCGGGAGAAGAUGCUACGGAUGCCUUCCGAGCCUUCCACCCUGACCUCAAUUUUGUGCACAAGUUCUUGAAGCCCCUGCUGAUUGGUGAGCUGGCCCCGGAGGAACCCAGCCAGGACCGUGGCAAGAAUUCUCAGCUCACUGAGGACUUCCGGGCCCUGAGGAAGACUGCCGAGGACAUGAAUCUGUUCAAGCCUAACCACCUGUUCUUCCUCCUCCUCCUGGCCCACAUCAUCGCCCUUGAGAGCAUUGCGUGGUUCACCAUCUUCUACUAUGGCAAUGGCUGGAUCCCCACCCUUGUCACAGCCUUUGUCCUUGCUACCUCUCAGGCCCAGGCUGGAUGGCUGCAACAUGAUUAUGGCCAUCUUUCUGUCUACAAGAAGUCCAUGUGGAACCACAUUGUCCACAAGUUCGUCAUUGGCCACUUAAAGGGUGCUUCAGCCAACUGGUGGAACCAUCGCCACUUCCAGCAUCAUGCCAAGCCCAACAUCUUCCAGAAGGAUCCAGAUGUGAACAUGCUGCACGUGUUUGUCCUGGGCGAAUGGCAGCCCAUUGAGUACGGCAAGAAGAAGCUGAAAUACCUGCCUUAUAACCACCAGCACGAGUACUUCUUCCUGAUUGGGCCACCGCUGCUCAUCCCCAUGUAUUUCCAGUAUCAGAUCCUCAUGACCAUGAUCGUUCGCAAGGACUGGGUGGACCUGGCCUGGGCCAUCAGCUACUACACCCGUUUCUUCGUCACCUACAUCCCUUUCUAUGGCGUCCUGGGAGCCCUCCUCUUCCUCAACUUCAUCAGGUUCCUGGAGAGCCACUGGUUUGUGUGGGUCACGCAGAUGAAUCACAUCGUCAUGGAGAUUGACCGCGAGUCCUACCGUGACUGGUUUAGCAGCCAGCUGGCAGCCACCUGCAACGUGGAGCAGUCCUUCUUCAACGACUGGUUCAGCGGCCACCUCAACUUCCAGAUUGAGCACCACCUCUUCCCCACCAUGCCCCGGCACAACUUCCACAAGGUGGCCCCGCUGGUGAAGUCUCUGUGUGCCAAGCAUGGCAUUGAGUACCAGGAGAAGCCACUGCUGAGGGCUCUGCAGGACAUCGUCAGGUCCCUGAAGAAGUCUGGGCAGCUCUGGCUGGAUGCCUACCUCCACAAAUGAAGCCCUCGGCACACCCACAGGGGUGAUGGCCACAAGGAAGGGUGGGCUUUUGUUCCAUGGGGUGUCCGUGAGGCUGUAGUAUGCCCCACUCGUGGACCCCAUGUUUGGUCUUUCUCCUCUCCUUCUUCCCUUCACUUCCCCCCAGACUCUGUCCUCAUGGGCCUGUCCUGUCAGCCUGGCACUCUCUCUUGGGCCUCACAGUCCUUUCUUCCCAGGAAUAGACAGGGGUCACCAUGGGAGGUGGCGCCAUCCCUGCCUCCAACCUCUGACCCUAAAGAUCAGAGGAGACCAGAGUCUGUGAGUCUGGCCUGUGGCUCCUCUCCUUGUAGCCUGGGCCUCACACUCUUCCCAUCUGUACCCCAGAUACUCUUUGGAUCCAUGGUGCAGGGUCUCAGGGUCCUAGGUGGCAAGUCUCCCCACCUCUCUGGGCCUGGCUCUGUUCUCCCCCAACAAACAUCUUUGGUCUUCCCCUCUUGUAGGGAGGCUUGACGGCUGGGACCAGUGCCUGGGGCCUCCCUUCAGAUGUCCAGGGCCCCAGGUCUGCAACACAGCCAGCUCAGACUUUGGGAUCCAAGGAAAUGUUCUCGGGUAUCCCACCACUGGAGCUCGCUGGCCCUGGGCUUAUGCGGGGCUUGGUCCACCACCUUCCCAACUUGAGCCUGUGACCUUGGCCCUAAAGGAAUAGUCCCUGGUGUGGGCUUAGCAGAAGUGAUGGCCAGGUUAGGAGUAGGGGCCACUAGCCCUGUCCAGAUGUUUGUCUUAGUUGAGAGGCCCAAGAUUCAGGAGCAAUCAGACCCUUUCCCAAAUGCACCAUCACCUGUCAACCAAUUCCUGGCUACUUGACCCACGAGGACCUGGGCCCUGCAGGCUGCACAAGGGCACUGAAGCUGGAGGUUUCAGCCCCUGCCUGAGUCAGAGCUGCCAAGGGGUAGGUGGGGGACAGCUCUCUCCUGUCUAUACUCUUAACCUGUUCUUAACCUUUUGCCCCAGGGUGCACUCUGACAGGAGCAGGUGGCAGGGCUGGGCCUGUGACAAUCGGCCUUUUACCACAUGGCCUUGCUAGCUUCUCCCUCACUCAGUGGGCUGAGCCAGGCUCGCUCACCACAGCCAGGUGGCCCCCUCAGUCAAGGCCUCUAGGCAGGAGGCAAACCUGGAAGGAGGCUCAGGAGGAGGCAGCCCUGGGCAGCCAGGGGAUGGGGAACCUCCUGAGGGCUGAGUUGGAGUUGAGAAGAGCAGGUGGGGAGUGGAGUUGGGGGCAGCUGAAGGGCUGGGUAAGUGGGAGGGAGGGGAUGUCUGGCCACUAGGAGGGAUCCUGAGCUGCUGCAUUCAAAAUCUAACCCACUAACUAAUGUUUAGAUUCAGGGGUUGGGUAGGGCAUAAAUGACUCAGAGAGGGGACCAGCAUCUAGUGUUGACAGGCCUCCAGGUUGCCAUGGCAGCAAGGCUCACCUGGACCCCCACUAGCUACCGUGUGGCAGAACGAAUCCAUAGGGAACUGAUCUUAAUUUUUAUCAUGUUGUUUCCCCACCCCUACAUUUUUGGAAAUAAAAGAAGUAAUUUUAUUCUCA
Messenger RNA from Otolemur garnettii (small-eared galago), 3250 nucleotides. It is a transcript of the gene FADS2, whose product is annotated as fatty acid desaturase 2. NCBI's taxonomy places the organism in Eukaryota, Metazoa, Chordata, Mammalia, Primates, Galagidae. The record is from RefSeq and is a predicted model, not a curated record. The transcript is spliced from 12 exons. Bases 349 to 1683 code for a protein of 444 amino acids. Gene Ontology annotation, biological process: lipid metabolic process. Gene Ontology annotation, cellular component: membrane. Gene Ontology annotation, molecular function: oxidoreductase activity, acting on paired donors, with oxidation of a pair of donors resulting in the reduction of molecular oxygen to two molecules of water.